CACAUAUAAAUAUAUCAAUAUAUGGACGGAGUACUUCUGAGAAGGACGACAACAAUAUCUACUAAUUUGCAGAACAUGGGUUGUACUCACACAGCGAUACCGAAUAUGAGGAUUCCUAAUCCCUUCAACGCGUAUCUCCUCUGCUGGAUCGCAUUCAUCUGAAUUCAACCCUGCGUAUCGCCUCAACACAUACAAGACAUAGAUCGGAGAGCCAUCCUUCGUCGCUAACUUUGAAUCUCCGCAAAGUUUAGUAUUUAUUAAGCUUAUGAUCUGCAGCGGCUUACACAAUUUAGUCUUGACCGUUUCCCCGUCCCCUUGGACGUUCGUUACCCUGAAGCUGCUCAACAACACAUCUACCUACUACAUUCAUGAACAUAUGCCCUGCCAUCGCCAACAAUAUUAAAUGAUCAAAGCCGGUUUUAUAUCGCUAUGAACCUUAGAAAUGUCCCAUUUCCAGUUGAGUCGACAUGCCUUCUCUUCUAGCGUUUGCGCAUACACUGAGCAGUACUGGGGUGGUAUAUAACACUUUCCUGCACUGAUGCCAGAAGCAUCCUUGUAAAGGACUUUAUUGUGCGGAGUAGAGCUCUACUAAUCUAAAAUCUCCUCCUCUAAAAAAAGAAAAAUAAAUACAAAACGAAGAAUAUAAUAAAUGAAAGAAUUAAGCAAAAAGUAGAUUCUGGGGCGAGCCGGGAUUGAACCGGCGGCCUUACGAUUUAAGAAAACCAAAGUUUGAAACUUCAGUCGUACGCUCUCCCAACUGAGCUAUCACCCCAUUGGACAUUACAGACGGUAACCAUCUGCGCCCCUGAGGAUAUUCACCGCGCUUGGGAUAAGAUUUUAAACAAAAGAGAUAUACAGGUUGGUCAAUUUCUAAAUAGGAAGCUGAAUGUGCUCCUGGGAGCCUAUGUUAGCGGACGCAUCUCAAAUAUAUAGCUAUGCUUAGUGUGUGGAUAACCAAUGCUAGGCUAGCGUGGUCGUUUCUUGAAUACAGAAGAGUACCAAGUCUUGGACCAAUACAAGCCCCUAAUACGUGCCGCGAGACAGCGAAUGGGUGAUAUCGUAAGAGCACACAAAGAUGUCAGGCUCUAGCCAGCGUUAGGAAGAAGGGACAAAAUUAACCCGGUUUGUGUUCUGGGAACGUCACCUCAAUGGUGUUUUUUCCGGCCCUGGACCGAAAACCACAACGAACAAGUAGUCCAAGAAGAACUACCCAACUCAGGAUUCAGGACCGAGCAUUAAGGCUUGCCGAGAGUUUGAUCGACCUGCCUAUCAGGGGCGACUUCCAUGAGCAAUUUUCAUACAACAAGCAUCUUCAUCUUACAAAAGCACAGCGAGACGUCCGCGAGGACCUAACGGUAUCCGCAAGAGAUGAGUUGAGAUCUGCAUUCCCAGUUAAAGCUGGCGAAGUAGAAGAGCGUCGAUCACUUCUCGAAACCAAAGGAAGGAGAAGAGCCAACACAUUCGAACAUAUUUGCAGGAUCUAGAGAAAAUUUCGGAAAAGGAAACAUAGGAGGUUGCUCUCCAAACAAGGUCGACAAAUGAUGCCUUGGAGCUUUGGAGGUUUCAGGCAAGAAGUUACCAGGUGGUGGAGUCCUGGCUUGCCGUUGGCCGAAACAUUCCCCUUUGCCAAAGCGCCGCGAUCUUAUUUCUAGAACUCUUGGCUAAUGAAAAGCUGGACGAUCUCGAAAAGUCUGUAGUCGCAGAUUCUGACUGGCUCCAAAGGGCUGAGAUGGUAUAAAAAGCCGAUGGAGAUCUAAUAGAAAGCCGACAGGAGCUUAAGAGGGCAUUUACACUUCUCCAUUGUAAUAGAGAAGCGCUUUAAUCGGAGUGCAUUGGGACUUCAACAACCGCGGAAUUGGCGAUGGAAGUGGCGCGGGAAUAUACAGAAUACAGACAGACGUUCUUGUCCGUGAAAGCAGGACGCAAAGGAACUUCUCCUAGUGAAUGAGUGGCAACUACAGGCAAGGGGAAAUCCGAUAGAAUUUAGCGAACCCUCCUAAAAUGAAGGGGCGUGGUGCAUUUGACUCGUUCCUUUGCCGCUCAGAGAGGAAGAACUCGAUGGCUUUCGGAGGGCCAUCUAGCAAUACUAUGUAUGUCAUGGUUGGAGGGGCCUGAAAUUGUGUGGCUAUCCUCGAACCUUCGUUGCGGAAGGGUUCAAGUUUUCUUGGGAAAGCAAACUUUUCUGCAAUGAAGAUGGCAUUGACAAGAACCGGACAGUAGGCUGGUUGUCCACUGAGAUACCUUGUAUAGAUACUCCGUAAUUAAGAUUGAAUAAUGAGAAACUUUGAAUCUCGCUCCGGAAAAUAGAUAUUCCACAACGCCAAAAUCGA
This is a messenger RNA of Blastomyces gilchristii SLH14081, 2330 nucleotides long. RefSeq lists its product as uncharacterized. The transcript has 2 exons. Lineage: Eukaryota; Fungi; Ascomycota; Eurotiomycetes; Onygenales; Ajellomycetaceae. The record is from RefSeq and is a predicted model, not a curated record. The coding region runs from base 1149 to 1484 and encodes 111 amino acids.